Molecule: messenger RNA, 3131 nt
Organism: Megalops cyprinoides (Indo-Pacific tarpon)
Lineage: Eukaryota; Metazoa; Chordata; Actinopteri; Elopiformes; Megalopidae
Gene: slc25a39
Product: solute carrier family 25 member 39
Exons: 12
Coding region: 50-1126 (358 amino acids)
Biological process (GO): mitochondrial transmembrane transport
Source: RefSeq, a predicted model, not a curated record
AUUUACAGGAACCAUCUCCUCUUAGACUGAACAAAGAAAGGGUGUCCGGAUGGGGGACCGAGUUGCCGUCGGCCCCUCUGGGGGCAUCACUCCAGUGCAGCAGAUGCUGGCCUCUGGGACCGGCGCUCUCCUCACCUCCCUGUUCGUCACACCACUGGAUGUAGUGAAGAUAAGACUGCAAGCGCAGAGGUCACCAUUCUAUCAAGCUUUGGCUGUUGACUCUGUGCCCUGGAGCAAUGUUAUACGUCCAACUAAGUGGAAAUGCUUCCUGUAUUGUAAUGGCUUGAUGGACCACAUCUACGUCUGUCAGAAUGGCACGAGUUGCACCAGCUGGUACAAGACCCCCACACAUUUCAGCGGGACCCUGGAUGCGUUUGUGAAGAUCACGCGCUACGAGGGAGUGAGGUCUCUGUGGAGUGGGCUGCCUCCAACGCUAGUGAUGGCAGUGCCAGCCACAGUGAUCUACUUCACCUGCUACGACCAGCUGAGGGACUUCCUGCGCUAUGGGAUGGGCUACCAGGGGAGUCAGGUCCCCCUUGUGGCUGGAGGACUAGCCAGAUUGGGGGCUGUGACUGUGAUCAGCCCCCUGGAAUUGGUGCGCACCAAGAUGCAGUCGCGGCAGCUGUCUUACAGCGACCUGCGGGUGUGCAUCCGCUCUGCUGUGGCCCAGGACGGAUGGCUGUCCCUGUGGAGGGGCUGGGGCCCCACCGUUCUACGGGAUGUACCCUUCUCAGCCCUGUACUGGUUUAACUACGAGCUGGUGAAGGCCCAGCUGUGUGUGGGCUACAGGGUUACAGAGGCCACCUUCAUGAUGAGCUUUGUCGCCGGGGCGAUCUCUGGGGCGGUGGCAGCAGUGAUGACCCUGCCCUUCGACGUGGUGAAGACGCGGAGGCAGAUCCAGCUGGGAGAGAUGGAGACGCUUGCAGCCCCAGCUAAGAAGCCCUCAUCCACCUGGCACAUCAUGGGGAGGAUCUGGGCUGAGUCAGGCUACAGGGGCCUCUUUGCAGGUUUCCUGCCCAGAUUGGUCAAGGUGGCCCCUGCCUGUGCGGUCAUGAUCAGCACCUACGAGUUUGGGAAAACCUUCUUCCAGAAGCUGAACCGGGAACGUGCACUGCAGGGGGUGUGAGAUUGACACCCUCUUCAUCCCACUGUGAGCUGAUACAGGACAGCACAUCAUUACCUAUCCAAAUAGUUUAAAUCCAACACCACAAUCAGCCCAUUUUAACACAGUUAGAAGGAGUGCCCAGUUUAACAUGUAGCAUCCCCUUAGCAUUGUAGCAGUGUGUAUUACUGCAGUGACACUGACUAUAUAUGUUAGCUGGGUCAGAACAACAGAACUCUGUAUUGAAGCUUUUCAGCAGGAAACUUGAAAGGGUCCCUCUAUGCCUGCAGGCAUACUUUUAUUGAAUAGUAUAAUUUAAUUUUUGUUUAUGGGAACUUGGGGGUGUUUAGAUGUUGAACAUCUACCCUGAAGCUCUCUGGACAGAGCUAAUAGACAUCAGGCUAAUACAUUGUGAACCUUACAGGCAGGAGACUGCCUAAGCCUAAGUCUGCAUGAACGCAUUUUAGGACACCAUCUGGCCGACUGUUUCCAUGUGGCCCCUGGGUUAGCCAGGCUCCUUCAGCUGUAGUGGCAUUUCAAACUGUUUGGCUUGUGCAGUUCUUUGCACCCGGAUUGAAAAGGUAAAAUGACUUGAACAAAGCUGCAUGCUUUUUGACCAAGGAAUUGUUGGUUUUCCUCUCACUACAAGAUCGGUGUGCCUUUUACCUGGCAUGUUACUAAAGAUUUCCCAUCUCUGCUCCGCAAUGCCAGCUGGUGGCCCACCAUUGGAAUAACACUGAGACAUGGCCUUGUCUUGUGAGGUCAGCGGUGGUUAAAGACAUGCAUGCACACCUGCGACAAACAAGACAUUCCACCCACUCACCUCUGGGAUGCUGUGCCCUGGUUGCUGGAACCAGUUGGCACUGCUGUCAACCUCUGCAUCAUGGAGACAGGACAGUUAAAGGACGCAUUGCAUGUGGUGGCAGCAAGACCUCAAUGCAAAUGGAUAGUUGGCCUCUGAUGUCAGCUACCUUGCGCUGAUCUGUCAUGUGGCUGCGUGACACUGGAAAAGCGGCACAGAAGCCUUGACCAAGAACCUAUGCUGAAUUGAACAUUCGUUUUUGUUUAGAAGUGAAUAGAUGAUAUUGGAGCCUUGGAACCGGUCAGCUGGUUUUACUCUGCAAUGUCCACUGCUGUUCUUUUGAUUUUUUUUUUUGUCCGGUACCGUUGAGGAAGGUCUGAGAGAAACUGUUUCCUCACCCAGUUCUACAGUGUGGAAAAGCUAUGUUUGAAAGUGCAUGUUCUCAUUUUGUGUGUGGGCAUAGUGGACGGCCAGUGUGCUGAGACAGUGGAGUGGAACCUGCCUGCUCAGCCUUGUAUUAAACUGUUUAACCUGUGUUGUUCAGGUGCAUCAUCUUCACCACUUCCGAUCAAUAACCCACCCACUGUGAACCCAGCUCUGGUGCGUUCCAAACUCUUUUGGCUCAAGUUCUAUUAAAUGGGUAAAGUUAAGUUAAACAUGGCGCUAGCUUAUGUGAGAACUGACAAGCAGUUGUAUUUUGGUUGCAAGUCGAGCAAGAACCAGUAUUCACUUUCAGAGAACAGCAGUUUGCGCUUUACUUUUUACUCCCAUAGGUGCAGUAUGCAUGUUUAGUUUUCGGCAACUGCAGCGUAACCUUGGAUAAUUGUGACAAAGUCACUGCUGCUGUUCAUAGAUAGAUAGUUUGAUGAUAAACUUUUUGUUCUGAUUUAAAUAGGUGUAUGAUUACGAUGGAUGUUUUGUAUCAGUUGAUCCAAUCACUGGUUGUUUGUCUGAGGAGCCUUAUUCAGCUUGUCAUUUUGAAAGUCUAGUCUUUUGUAUAAUGCUUUGUGAAGUUCUGAAGAAAUAUUCAAAGACUGUGGAAAGUUCUCUGUCACUGGGUUAUGUGGAAACACUCAUCUAUGGAACAAUGCAUAGGGCAGGACUGUCCUUUCAUGAGAUUGUAUUUUUCAGUGACUUGCAUUUUUAUUUUUUUUAAUGGUCCUUGACUAUUUACUUUGCCAUACUUGAAUGUAAGCUCUUAAGAAUAAUAAAGACCUUAUUUGAUAA